Messenger RNA from Xenopus tropicalis (tropical clawed frog), 1383 nucleotides. It is a transcript of the gene abhd12b, whose product is annotated as abhydrolase domain containing 12B. The transcript has 13 exons. Bases 198 to 1310 code for a protein of 370 amino acids. The record is from RefSeq and is a predicted model, not a curated record. Lineage: Eukaryota; Metazoa; Chordata; Amphibia; Anura; Pipidae.
AGAUUCCCACAUUUUACUUGAAGCGCCCACACUUUAGACUUGGAAUCAUGCACCGAGUUACGCUUUCAAAUGACGUUAGGUCACAUGAUCCUCGCUGGCUCAAUCACUUCCCCUCAGAGGGAGCGGUACUAGUUGUAACAGAUAGUCCCUAAGGUGGGCGGUACAGGGUUGCCGAUACUGAUGGUUUUGCUUUGGCGAUGGCUCUGCUGUCAACAUUGAAUUAUCCAUUGGCCACUGUGUUCGCUGGGGAGGGUGAGGUUCGCCUACGGAGGAAGCAACUAGGGCUUCCCCACCAUCAGGGGGGUGGGAGUGAAAGCAGAAACACGGGGUCUUCCUUACGCUGGGCCUUUUACCUGAAAACAAGUGUUGUUGUGCUACUUUGCAUCUACAUAAGUGUACCAUUCAUCAUUCGACUUUUCCCUGCUUUGCUGGCCAAGGUAGUUUAUUUAAACAUAUUAAAAGUUCCAUUUUCUGUGGAUCUCAGAAACCCAAAAUUAAUACUAAACCACACAACAAACUUCUACCUCACAACUGAAGAUGGAGUUACUAUUGGUGUUUGGCAUACUCUUCCAGUCAGCCGAUGGGAAGAGGCAAAGCACAAAGACCAGGCCUGGUAUGAAGAAGCACUAUCAGAUGUUAAUCCAGUAAUCAUUUAUCUUCAUGGAAAUGGGGGAACAAGGGCAGUGGAUCACAGAGUGCAACUGGUGAAGGUUCUCAGUGCAGCUGGGUUCCAUGUACUGUCCCUUGACUACAGAGGGUAUGCUGAUUCUACGGGAGAACCCACUGAGAAUGGAAUAACCACUGAUUCAGUAUAUUUGUAUGAAUGGGUAAAAGCUCGCUCAAGAGGAACUCCUGUAUGUAUCUGGGGGCAUUCUCUAGGUUCUGGUGUGGCUACAAAUGCAGCUAGAAAGUUACAGGAAAUGGGAAGUGCAGCUGAUGUUGUCAUAUUGGAAUCACCCUACACCAACAUCCGUGAAGCUGGUGCUUAUCAUCCCUUUGGGAGUAUCUACCACAACUUUCCAGGAUUUGAAUACUUCUUCCUAGACACAUUUACACUAAACAAUAUUGUGUUUCCCAGUGAUGAAAAUGUGAAACUAUUGACCACACCAAUUUUAAUUCUGCAUGCAGAAGAUGAUACUGUUGUUCCAUCUUUUAUGGCCAAAAAGCUUCAUGACAUUGCCUUAAAGUCGCAGAAUUCCAAAGAUGUCAAGCUAGUUUUAUUCCGUGCGGACCUGGGUUAUCAACAUGAGAAUAUUUACAAAGAUCCCAAACUAUCAGAAAUUAUAUGGGAUUUCCUGAAUAAUAUAUGAAUGUACAGAUGGACUAAAGUCUUUGCAAAUGUAUUGUUCAUGUCAAUAAUAAAAUGGUGUUCUUUUUAUUGUC